Dermochelys coriacea (leatherback sea turtle) is the source of this 1293-nucleotide messenger RNA. RefSeq lists its product as uncharacterized. NCBI's taxonomy places the organism in Eukaryota, Metazoa, Chordata, Testudines, Dermochelyidae. The transcript is spliced from 7 exons. The coding region runs from base 103 to 1002 and encodes 299 amino acids. The record is from RefSeq and is a predicted model, not a curated record.
GAGACAGCUACGUCCGGCUCUCUUUCGGUCCCUUCCUCCUUGGUCUGGGAGAUAGAGCCCCCAGGUGGUGCCCCACAGAAGGACCUUGGCGUUCGGGGCAUCAUGACCCCCACCUGGAUCUUACUCAUUCUCCAGCUGCGAUCCACCAGAGAGGAAGAUGCCUACGUCCAGAAGGGGCAGGACCGGGAGCUCCCUUGCAGCCUGGAUGACUCUCUCUCGGGCGCGGAAGAGUGGACCUGGUCCUAUAACGCCCAUGGCGCUGGGACUCUGGGGGUGCUGUUAUUCCGGGGCGUGGCGAGUCAGGCCAUGAAGAAGGAGGAGGGCACCUGGGAGCGGCUCUCCGUGCUCCCCAACCUCUCCCUAUACCUGCGGGGGGCCGAGGACGGGGACACGGGGACCUACUGGUGUUCGGUGCAAAGAGCCACCCGCAACACCUACCACUUGAAUGUUGUCACAGGGACCCACACGGUGCUGACGACCGGCCACGCCAACAUGACCUGCCACCAGUUCUCCUGCGCGAUCAGGGACUGGCAGGCGCUGCCGGUGGUGACAUGGUGGGUCAACGGGCAGCGGGUGCAGGACACCGACGGGCAGGACCGGCACCGCGUCGUCUCGGGCUCGCGGGCGUCGCUGCUCCAGGCCUGCUGGAAGAGGAGCGACAAGGGGGCCAGGAGGAAGGAAAGCCGGGUCAGGUGUGAGCUGAAGGGCACGUGGGUCAACUUCAACCUCACCGUGAAGGAGCCCCCCGCCCCCAACGUGGGGGGACCCGCCUGUAGCUCCGCCUUGAUCCCCCUGGCCGUGUGCGCAGCGCUGGAGUUCCUCCUCCUCCUCGCCUUGGGGGUGGCGCUGUGGAGGCGGGAGCAGCCGGACCGGAGGUCACACCUAGGCGACCUUCCCACGCACACCCAGCCAGAUCCUCCGGGUCCCAAAUCUCAAGCGCAGCUGUAUGAGAACGUGGGGCUGGGAUGUGCAGCAGGGGGUGCUGAUCCUGCCCAGCUGUGAUGGCUCCGUCGGCCCUGUGGAGCGACCGCCGCCCCUCGAGCCCUGUGUUGGGGUCCGGGCGGGGCUGAGCUGCGUGUCAAUAGCCAGUGCCCCCGGCAGGGCAGGGUCGGAGGCUCCCCGAGGCCACUAGGGGAAGAGCUGGAAGAGGAACCCAGGCAUCCAGCUCCCCGCCUUCUCCGCCCAUGGGGCCUGCGGUGACAGAUUGGGGCUUGGGGAGGGGAGGGGGUGUUUGGAGCUGGGAAUAAAAGAGAACAGAGCAGAGUUUGUGAUGGGAGUGUGGGACUGAGAGUG